UUCAAUUUAUUUAGAUAUGAAAUUGUAGACUUUAACCAUUUUCAUCAGCUGAUGGCACUUGUCUGACAGAUUGACAUUACUGUGAAGGUUGAUGUUACAUAGGAAAUAGGUUAAUCAAAAUAGUUAGGAAGAGUUAAAAUGAAAAAAUUGUUUAGUUAUUAAAUGGAUGUAUGAGAAAUUGAUAAAGAUGGGUGCUAUAACAAGCAGGCAACGUGCAAGACGAGUUGAAGAGGUUGAUAUAGUCUCAAACCACGCUUACAAGUAUCCACCCCGCUCUGGAAAUUAUUUUGGAAGUCAUUUUAUAAUGGGCGGAGAGCGUUUUGAUACACCUCAGCCGGAAUCUUAUUUAUUUGGCGAAAAUUCAGAUCUUAAUUUUCUAAGUAGUAGACCAACACCAUUUCCAUAUCCUCCCCCUCAACCAAAUGAACCAACUAAAACAUUGAAAAGCUUAGUUAAUAUAAGAAAAGAAUCACUUCGUUUUGUAAGAGCUCCUGCUGAUUAUGGGAAAUCUAGGGUGGAAAAGGGAAAUGGGGAUGGUCAUGAUCGUGAUAUUGAAGCAUCAAAAGGUUGUCCAUUUAAUAUAGAAUUUACUUUUGAUUGUGAUGUUAGAUGUUCUAUAACAAUCUAUUAUUUUUGUACAGAAGAAAUCACUCCAACAGGGGUUACAUAUAUUUCUAAAGAUCCUUCAUUAAAUUCUGAAACAUUUCAUUACAAAAAAGGUGCUAACCAACAAUUUUGUCAAAUGUCUCACGUAUUUGAUCCUUCACCAUUUUGUGAUAUAUAUUUAAAAAAAAAAUAUUUUUUUAAACAAAAUCCCUUGCGGUUAUUCUUAGUCUCCGUGCGAAAUUCGCGUAAAAAUAAUCCUUCGGCUAAUAUUCUUUUGUUAUGAANAAAUAUCUCGGAUGGAAUGUAUGUUUUAAAAGCUUUGAAGCAAAAACUGUUUGUUGAUGGUCUGUGUUACCUAUUACAAGAAAUAUAUGGCAUUGAGAAUAAAAAUUAUGAGAAGCAAGUAAACGAUGAUGAUGUUGAAGACAGUGGUGCUGAAUGUGUUAUUUGUAUGUGUGAUGUAAGGGAUACUUUAAUUCUUCCCUGUCGACAUUUGUGUUUGUGCAAUUCGUGCGCAGAUUCUUUACGUUAUCAGGCAAACAACUGCCCCAUCUGUAGAGCACCAUUUCGAGCUUUGCUACAAAUUAGGGCUCUUCAAAAAAGUUCAAAUGCAAUACAGGCAAUUAGUGCCCCUGAAGGUAGUUGUGAUAAUAUUCCCCCUAUUCCUCCUGGUUAUGAAGCAGUUUCACUUAUAGAAGCUCUAAACGGACCUAUGAUGCCCAAACAGCCACCUGCUGCCAUUCCAGAUUUGGUCGAAACGCCAGACAAUGAGUGUGCCAUUCAAGCUGCACAGAUUUUAAAUAGACACAGUGAAGACCACGUUUCUUCAAAAAGUGGAAAAGAUACUGAUACCUCAAGACAUGAGUUUGGUAUGAGAACAAUUUCAUCGUCGGCUAGAGAAGAAGAAAACAACAGGGAGACUUCACAAUGUCCUUUAUUGUCGACAGAAAUGGAAUUGAGCUCUCGCACCGAUAAACAUAGAUCUCGUGAAAAUUUGCGGCAUGCAGAAGUCUUCGAAAAAGACGAAGCGCAAGAUGAAGAUAGCGAAGCUGAGAAAUUAUCGCCUUUACUACAAAAGGAGCUCUCUAGCCGUGGUAAUCCUUUGGCUUUAAACAUGGUUGAUAUUGUGGAGCACAUUGACGAUGGUGACACUGAUAAUGAAGAGAAUAUGAAUUAUUGUAAAGCUGAGAAGAUUAAAAAGUCGGGUGAAGAGAAAGAAAAAGGAGACGAUUCAGAUUACUAUACUCCUGAAGAAUCAGCGCCAGGAAAUUCAGUUCCUCUAUAUGAAGAAGUUUCUUCCAGCUCUGUGGAAGGCACGCCUCAAAAAUUACCGAAUACCCCUCUUUCACAUGUAAGUGGUAGCAGCGAUAGUUAUUCUAGUGGUUCCAGCACGCAUCGUCUCUUGGUUGUUGACAACAGUAUUCCAAUUUCAGAACGAACGGUUAACGUAUAAUUUUCUAAAUAUGUAUAUUAUUUUGGUGUUGUUUUUUUAUUUUUUAUCGAAUCAGUAUAAACAAGAUAUAAAUUGUAGGAUAUUCUCUUUGUUUCUUUUUUUUUAAGAUUAUCGAUGUCUUUUUUUAUAAUCAAUAAAGUAAUUUUUUGUCAUGUA
Agrilus planipennis (emerald ash borer) is the source of this 2215-nucleotide messenger RNA. It is a transcript of the gene Mrgn1, whose product is annotated as E3 ubiquitin-protein ligase MGRN1. Gene Ontology annotation, molecular function: ubiquitin protein ligase activity. Gene Ontology annotation, cellular component: cytoplasm. The transcript is spliced from 10 exons. The record is from RefSeq and is a predicted model, not a curated record. NCBI's taxonomy places the organism in Eukaryota, Metazoa, Arthropoda, Insecta, Coleoptera, Buprestidae. Gene Ontology annotation, biological process: protein ubiquitination.